CGUCGGACUGAAAUUCGAGUAGAUUCGAGUUUAAUCGAAUUGGUCUUACCCAAGGCCGAACAGGCUACAAGUCACAAUGGUAUCGUCGCAGGUUCUCUCAUUACUUCUGCUGUUCCUGGCUGCGCACGGAUCGCAUGCCCAGAAACAACAACAGGAGGACCCUUGUCAAACAAAAUCCAGAGUCGUUGGCGACAUAGAAUACUGUGAUCGUUAUUGGGAAUGUGUCAAUGGCCGUCCAGAAUUAUUCGACUGUCCAAACGGUCUCGUUUUCGCUGGAAAACACCGAGGUGUGACCGAGGGUUGCGAUUAUCCCUGGAGAGCAAACUACUGUGACGGAAAACGUCAGGCGAAUCCACCGAUUCCGGCUGAACACUGUGACUGGCUUUAUGGUAUCUUUGGCCACGAGACAUCCUGUACCCGAUACUGGACCUGUUGGAACGGCACAGCCACAGAACAGCUCUGUAUCGGUGGCCUUUUGUACAAUGAAAGAGCCAGGUCCUGUGAUUGGCCAGAGAACGUCGAAGGAUGUCAAAAGCAUCCUUUGUGUAACGACGACGCAAACGGAAACGUUCCCCUGGGCAAAUCCUGCAACCGCUACUGGCAAUGUCAAGGCGGUUAUCCACGACUACAGAGAUGUCCAGCAAUGCUUGUCUUCGAUCGAAGGUCACUGAGGUGUGUAGUACCACCCACUGAGGACUGCGAUGUACCCACGACGCCACCUAACCUCGAAGGCGAUCUUCCCGAAGGACGAAAUGAACAGGAACCAGAAGAGGAAAAUCUCCCACCAGGUGUUCCCCCAUUGCCAGCUGGUGCACUGCCGAUUCCACUUCGAGCUCGUCCUAGAAAUUAGAAUGUCGAACACUUUUCAGUGAAUCGUUGGUCUUGGAUUGCAUCUAUUCGUGUGAAUAUGUAACGUAAGACACGUUCGAAGGAUCUUGAAAGAGUCGAUUUUGAUGAGACAGCGUGUAAUAGAAGGAUUGCUGAAAAUUGUUAUUAAAAGUUCGGUAUUGUUUCAUUUGAGUUACGAAGUGUCUUGAUAGA
Messenger RNA from Eufriesea mexicana, 1041 nucleotides. Its product is annotated as chondroitin proteoglycan-2. Gene Ontology annotation, molecular function: chitin binding. The coding region runs from base 77 to 850 and encodes 257 amino acids. NCBI's taxonomy places the organism in Eukaryota, Metazoa, Arthropoda, Insecta, Hymenoptera, Apidae. The record is from RefSeq and is a predicted model, not a curated record. Gene Ontology annotation, cellular component: extracellular region. The transcript has 3 exons.